Molecule: messenger RNA, 5505 nt
Organism: Nakaseomyces glabratus
Lineage: Eukaryota; Fungi; Ascomycota; Saccharomycetes; Saccharomycetales; Saccharomycetaceae
Gene: DUR12
Product: bifunctional urea carboxylase/allophanate hydrolase
Cellular component (GO): mitochondrion
Molecular function (GO): methylcrotonoyl-CoA carboxylase activity; metal ion binding; urea carboxylase activity
Source: RefSeq, a predicted model, not a curated record
AUGACUGCUACUAAUAUUUGCCCUUCAAUAGGCUGGUCUAUCCAGGAUUGGAUAGACUUUCACUUCAAAUCCACCCCUAAGGAUUCAUAUGAAUCUCUUCUUGAGUUAGUGAAGAAUCAAAGAAUUGCACCAGAGGACCCAGCAUGGAUCAGUGUGGCAACCGAAUCAUUGCUAGAGCAACAAUGGCAGUUGUUGCAAAGUAGACACGAGAAAGAGAAAUUACCACUUUACGGUGUUCCUAUUGCAGUAAAGGAUAACAUCGAUGCAAAGGGUUUCCCUACAACAGCAGCUUGCCCAUCCUUCUCUUAUAUGCCAACAAGAGACAGUACUGUUGUAGAAUUGUUGAAGCAGGCUGGAGCUAUCAUUAUUGGUAAGACUAAUUUAGAUCAAUUUGCUACAGGUCUUGUCGGAACUAGAUCGCCAUAUGGCCGCACUCCUUGUGUUUUCAGUGAUAAGCAUGUUUCUGGGGGCUCUUCAGCGGGUUCUGCGUCUGUUGUAGCUAGAGGAAUUGUUCCCAUCGCAUUAGGGACAGAUACUGCAGGCUCGGGAAGAGUUCCUGCGGCACUUAAUAAUAUUAUUGGCUUAAAGCCUACAAGAGGAAUAUUCUCUUGUAGCGGUGUUGUCCCAGCCUGUAAAUCAUUGGAUUGUGUUUCUGUCUUUUCAAUGAAUCUUUCAGAUGCUGAGAAAUGUCUUAAAAUCAUGACCAAACUUGAUAUUGAAAAUGAUGAAUAUUCAAGAUCAUUUCCAGCUAAUCCUCUUCAAAGCUUUAACAAGAAUCUCACUGUCGCUAUUCCUAAGAAUGUUAUGUGGUAUGGUGAAAAAGAGAACCCACUCUUAUAUGAUAGGGCCAUCGAUAAUUUCAAGCAAUUAGGAGCACAGAUAAAAAUUAUUGAUUUCGAGCCACUUUUAGAACUUGCCCGUUGUCUUUAUGAGGGAACUUGGGUAGCAGAAAGAUAUGCUGCUACAAGGAAGUUUCUAGAAACAUCCCCCCAACAGAGUACUCUUGAUCCAGUUGUUUAUGGUAUCAUCAAAAGUGCAACUAAAUUUGAUGCUGCAGAUGCUUUUGAAUACGAAUACAAACGCCAAGGUAUACUGAGAAAAGUGGAGGUCUUACUGCAAGAUAUCGAUGUCCUAUGUGUACCGACCUGCCCACUAAACCCAUCCUUUGAAGAAGUUGACAAAGAGCCAAUACUAGUCAACUCAAGGCAAGGAACAUGGACUAAUUUUGUUAACUUAGCUGAUCUAUCAGCUUUAGCAAUACCCGUAGGAUUCCGUUCUGAUGGAUUGCCUAAUGGUGUAACACUAAUAGCCAAAAAAUUUGAGGACUAUGCUUUACUUCAACUGGCAAAACGGUUUUUAGCUCAGCUAUAUCCAAGUGGUACCAGACCAUAUGGAAUGUUUUUAGACAGAUAUGUCGGAUUGAAAGAUGACUCUUUAGAAGGACCAAUUGUAAGCUCUGAUGAUUCUAUAGUUUUAGCUGUUGUGGGUGCCCAUUUAAGAGGAUUACCACUUCAUUGGCAAUUGGAGAAAGUUAAUGCUACAUUUAUUUGCUCGACAAAAACAGCCAAAAAAUAUGAACUAUACGCAUUGCCAAAAAACGGCCCUGUUUUGAAACCAGGUUUGAGAAGAAUUACAAGUGGAACAGGUUCUCAAAUCGAACUUGAAUUAUAUAGUGUUCCUAAAGAAAAGUUUGGUGAAUUUAUUUCUUUUGUUCCAGAACCACUAGGAAUAGGGUCGGUGGAACUGGAAAAUGGAAAAUGGGUUAAGUCUUUUAUAUGUGAAGAAAGUGGUUAUAACAGUACAGGUUCUAUAGACAUUUCUCAUUACGGCGGCUUUAGGGCUUACAUUGAGAGUAUAAUACCAUCUAAUGAAUCAAAAAAAGGACACUUCAAGACAGUAUUAGUUGCAAAUAGAGGAGAAAUAGCUGUGCGUAUUAUAAAAACACUGAAAUCAAUGCAAAUCAAAUCACUAGCCAUUUACUCUGCGACAGAUAAAUACUCUCAACAUGUUCUUGAUGUCGAUAUGGCUCAAGCUCUUGAUGGACAUACAGUGGAAGAAACAUAUUUGCAUGUUGAAAAGAUUAUUUCGAUAGCAAAGAAAUAUGACGUCGAUGCUAUAAUUCCCGGCUAUGGUUUCUUAUCUGAGAAUGCAUCCUUUGCCGAUAGAUGUGAACAAGAAGGUAUACAAUUUAUUGGGCCUAGGGGUGAAACAAUUAGAAAAUUAGGUCUAAAGCAUUCCGCAAGAGAAGUUGCUAAAAGUGCUGGAGUACCGCUAGUGCCUGGUUCUCCACUAGUCAAGAACGCUGAUGAGGCCUUUACGAUUGCAAAAAACAUUGGAUACCCAGUUAUGGUGAAAUCAACCGCUGGUGGAGGUGGAAUUGGGUUACAAAAAGUUGAUAAUGAGCAAGACAUGAGAAAAGCAUUUGAGACUGUUAAGCAUCAGGGAUCAUCCUAUUUCGGUGACUCAGGAGUUUUUAUGGAAAAAUUCAUUGAUAACGCAAGACAUGUUGAGGUCCAAAUUAUGGGGGAUGGUAAGGGCAAGACACUUGCUCUAGGUGAACGUGAUUGCUCAUUACAGCGUAGGAAUCAAAAAGUAAUAGAAGAAACACCGGCUCCUAACCUUCCUAGAGAGACUAGACAAAAAAUGCUAACAGCUGCAGAGCGAUUAGGAGCAUACCUAAAUUAUAGAGGUGCAGGAACUGUUGAGUUUAUUUACGACGAACAGAGAGAUCAAUUUUACUUCUUAGAAGUCAACACCAGAUUGCAAGUCGAACAUCCUAUCACUGAAAUGGUAACAGGCCUUGAUUUGGUUGAAUGGAUGAUUAAAAUAUCUGCCGGUGUAAUGCCUUCUCUCGAUGAAUUUAACAUUUCACAAAAUGGAGCUUCAAUAGAAGUACGUGUAUAUGCAGAAAAUCCUUUAAAAGAUUUUAGACCAUCUCCAGGAGAGCUUGUCGAUGUACAGUUUCCAAACGACUGCCGAGUGGAUACUUGGGUUAAGAAGGGAACCAAAAUCUCCCCUGAGUUUGAUCCUACAUUGGCUAAAAUAAUUGUUCAUGGCAAAGAUAGAAAUGAGGCUAUUUUAAAAAUGAAGAAAGCAUUGAAUGAAACCAAAAUAUAUGGAUGUGUUACAAAUGUCGACUACUUAAAAAGUCUGAUCUCUUCAGAGAUGUUCAGGAAUGCGCAGUUAUCAACCAACUAUCUUAACACCUAUGAAUAUAGUCCAUCAGCAGUCGAGAUAAUUGAACCUGGCGCGCUAACCACUAUUCAGGACUACCCUGGCAGGGUCAACUAUUGGAGAAUUGGCGUUCCUCCAUGUGGUCCUAUGGACAAUUAUUCAUUCAGAUUGGCUAAUAGAAUUGUAGGUAAUGAUGAAAGAACACCAGGCAUCGAAAUAACUUUAACAGGUCCUACUAUAAAGUUUUACUCUGAUAGUUUAGUAUCCAUAGCAGGUGGUGAGGUAUGUUGUAAAUUGGAUGAAAAGAAAAUACCAAUGUUUGAGCCUAUAUCUGUCAAAACUGGGUCCGUUCUUUCAAUUGGUAAAAUUGUAAAAGGCAGUCGAGCAUACCUAGCCAUUAGGGGAGGUAUCGAUGUACCCAAAUACAUGGGAUCGUUUUCCACCUUCACUAUGGGUAAUUUAGGAGGAUUUAAUGGUCGAGCAUUGAAAAGAGGUGAUGUCUUGUCUCUUCCUCAGCAGUUUGACUCUGAACACGGUAUUCCAUCACCAUGCUUUUCACCAGAAAAAGCUCCUAUAUAUGUUAGACCUGAUAUACCAAAUGAUGGCGUCUGGACUAUUGGUGUUCUAGCUGGUCCUCAUGGCGCACCUGAUAUUUUCGAAUCCGAAGGUAUGAUGGAGUUCUUCAAAUCCGAGUGGAAAGUUCAUUACAAUUCUAAUAGAUUUGGUGUAAGACUGAUUGGACCAAAGCCUAAAUGGUCCCGUACUGACGGUGGUGAAGGAGGUCUUCAUCCUUCUAAUACUCAUGAUUACGUUUACUCGCUUGGUGCUAUCAAUUUUACUGGAGAUGAACCUGUUAUAAUUACUUGUGAUGGACCUUCUCUCGGUGGAUUUGUAUGCCAAGCUGUCGUCAGUGAAGCAGAGAUGUGGAAGGUUGGACAAUUGAAGCCAGGUGAUACAAUUAAUUUUACCCCAAUAGAUUGGCAAAGCGCUAGAAACUUGAAAGAAAAUCAAGAUGUUAUUAUCAAUGAUAUGUCCUCGUGUGCGCUUCAGAAGCUAAGUGAUCAACCACUACUUAAAUCACCAGAAGACCCGAUACUUUUCCAAAAAGAUGGUCAAGAAUUGCAAUCGCCUAAAGUAGUUUACAGACAAGCUGGGGACAGAUACAUCCUGAUUGAAUAUGGAGAUGACAUUUUUGAAUUGAACUUGUGCUACAGAAUAAAAUCUUUGAUAGAUAUUAUAUCCCAAAGAAAUACAAAAGGGAUCAAGGAGAUGUCACAGGGUGUUAGAUCAGUAUUGGUUGAAUAUGACGGCUAUGAAAUUUCGCAGAAAGAAUUACUUAAGACGUUAAUCGCAUAUGAAGAGCAAUUACCCCAAGAAAAAAACUGGUCGGUGAAAUCAAGAAUAUUCAGACUACCAAUGGCUUUUGAAGAUAAAGAAACUCUUGCAUGUGUGAAGAGAUACCAAGAGACAAUACGCUCUAAAGCACCAUGGCUACCAAAUAAUGUAGACUUUGUUGCCGAAGUUAACAACUUGACACAUGAUGAUAUCCGUCAGCUAAUAUACACAACGAGAUACAUGGUACUUGGUGUUGGAGAUGUAUUUUUAGGAUCACCGUGUGCCAUACCCUUGGAUCCACGGAAUAGAUUACUAGGUAGCAAGUACAACCCUUCUAGAACUUUUACUAAAAGAGGAGUAGUUGGAAUAGGUGGAUCCUAUAUGUGUAUUUAUGCCGCGGAUAGUCCCGGCGGGUAUCAAUUGGUUGGCAGAACAAUCCCUAUUUGGGAUAGAUUGAUGUUACAAUCAAAGAAAGAUGAGCCAUGGUUAUUGUCCCCAUUUGAUCAAAUUGAAUUUUACCCUGUCUCAGAGGAACAAAUUGAUGAAUAUACCGAUGAGUGGGACAAUGGUAAUUACAAAAUCGAUGUAGAUGAUGUUGUUUUUGAUCAUGGUAGUUACUUGAAAUGGGUUCAAGAUAAUAUCGAAGCUAUAGAGGAGCAUCAGAGGGCCCAAAGAGGGGACAACUAUUCAAAAUUUGCCCAAAAAAUACAAGAGGCGAAUGCAGAUUUGAAACAAACCACAACUGAAGUUAUUGAACAAAACAUAUUAGAAGAUGACUGCGAAUAUAUUUUCUCUGAAUAUGCAGGCAGAUUCUGGAAACCUAUAGUAGAGAUUGGAGCAAGCAUAGAGAAAGACCAAGGUGUUGCUGUGAUUGAGGCUAUGAAAACGGAGAUGAUAGUUUCAUCAUCUGUGGUUGGAAAACUGAAAAAAUUCUUAUUCAAAAAUGGAGACAUGGUUGAUGCCGGUGAUCCUGUGGCAAUAAUUCAAUGCUUGUAA